CGGUGGCGCCGAGGGUCCGCAGGGCGAGAAGGGGCAGGGGCACCUCGACUAGGCGCAGAGGGCGAGUGAACCGGGAGGAGGACGCCCUCCCGGCCCAAGAUCCACGUUCCUACAUACGAGUCUACGCACCCCGUUUCCCCAGCCUUGGCCCGUGGGAAAGGAGUGAGGCGCGCUUUUAAACAACCCUGCAGAAAAGUCCUGUACUUACUAGGCCGGUGUUUUGCCCCUCCCCACGCAUGGCGAGGUUGUGGCCUCUCCCCCGUCCCGCUCCCCGCCCUGCGGAAGGCACCUGCAGGGAAGGAGCCCACCUCCACCAACCCCUCAGUCCCUUACCUAACGUCACCUGUGUCCGUUCUUAGUCCUCCCUAUCCCCACCUGCAAAUCCGCAGAGUACUGCGGCACCUGUCUGGGAGUGGUUAUAGACAUUAACUGAUUUUCUUGCUUGACUCCAUUUAUUCAUGGAAUCAUUUAGCCAGCACUUUCUUGGCACCUACGGAGAGCCAGGUCCCUGUCCAGUCCCGCGGUAGCUCGUGAGGUUUCAGAGAUCAACGUUACUUGAAAAUUCCUGCAUUUGCAGCUCUCAUGAUCACCUGGCAGGGCAGACAGGUGUGCACAUAGAAUACAGGGAGAUGUUCACUGGAGGGAGGAGCCUAUGACAGCUGGGGAAGCACAGAGGGGCUCACCUUAGGUAAGUACUCUAAAAAGGUGGGGAGAACUCCAAGCCUUUGUGGUUAUUACUGUCCAUAAUAUUGUUUGCCAGCUAACACCACCAAGGAAAGGGACUUCAAAAAUCCUUUAAGCCACACAUCCCCCUUUCUAUAUGACGCCUUACCUAGAACCUGGUGUGUGAAACAGAUGUAGGGUCUUCAUUGAAUCAGGGGGUGGAUGGCUCUGAAGCCCUUCUGCUUAGGCUCCCCUCCGCAUAAGCACUCACUUUGCAGAACCUCAGGGCUCCUCUGUGCACAGUUUGAGAACCACGGUUGUGGCGCUUAGGGACAUGGACCUUUGGGUCAGCCAGAAGUGAAGACCUCCAUUUCCAUUCUGGUUCUGCCAUUUCCUGGCUGUGUGUCCUUUGCAAGGUCCUUGUCCUCUCUGGACCUUAGUUUCCUUGUUUAUGGAUUAGAGAUGACAGUAAUAUUUGUUGUGAGGAUCCAAAGCCCUUGUUUAUUUGUGUCCAGCCAGCCAGUGCCCGGCGGGUGGUUGGGUCACAUGGGGUUGAAUGACAGUGAAUCCACCCCCAAAGCUUCUGCUAGCCAAGCUAUUAGGACUCCCAGGUGAUCUGACUGGGGAGAAAGAAUACCUUGGGUUUAAAUUCCAACUGCCCCUCUUGCUGGCUGUCUGAACUUGCGCAGGUCCCUUAACCUCUCUGAGCGUCAUUCUCCCCAGCUCUGGGAAAUGAGGGUAGUCUCAGUUCUCACCUCAGAGGUUUGAAUGAGAUGUUGCAGGAACCACAUCUAAGCCUCUAAUAGCACUCCCUGUCGCAGACACUGUGCCUGCUGGGGUCACCCCCACCAUCUUACUGGUCAGUUUCCCCACACAAACAGGGGAGAGUGCCCAGAGUGACCUGCAGAGGCUUGCUGGCAACGGUGUCCUCACACUCUCGCCAGCCCUGCUUAUUCCCGCACAGACACCACCAUCACCUGUGGGGCUGACAGGAGAUAGAGGUGUGUCUGUCUGUCUAUCUGUCAGCAGGUCCCAUGCACACCAGCAGCGUACAGGUGCUCAGAGCUGGGGUGGAAUGGGAAGGGAGCCUUGGAUCUUUGUAAAGGGCCGAGGGAUGGAGGGGAAGCAGGAUUCUGGGUUUGCAACUCCCUCUCAUGCCUUCCUUCUUGGGAUGUGCCUGAAUGGGGUCCCCACUGCCAAUCCGCUCAGAGGGAGAGGGCUCAUAGGAGCAAGAGCUGCUACCCCCCACACUCCCCAUCACAGACUCCCUUUGCCUCCAGCAACAUUAUGCUUUCCUGGACAUUUUUCCAUCUGUUAUCUUGGCGGAGCCCGAUGACACACCAGCUCGGCAGCCAAAUAUAUUGAAACACAUUUGAAAACUGGGGAAACCAGAGAGUGGGAAGCCCUCCUGUGGCGUGGGGUCCCCAGCCUCUCCAAGAGCUGCUCUGUUCAGUGAUUUCGUUCAAAAAUGAGCAGACCUCUGUGUGUUUGCAGCCACGAUGGGGCUGAGCCUCAGCAGAUCCUCUGUCCUUUAAGGUACUCUGGGAAGGGCUGGUGACUGUCAGCAGGAUAGGCCAGCCUCAACAAUGUUUUUGGCGCUGGCCCUGGGAGGUGGCUGGCCACCAGGGAGUGGAUUCAGGGAGCUGAGUUCUGGUAGGCCACGCCUGACUGGCUAGAAGCUGGGCUGCCUUUGGGCUCAGAGUUUGGGGCUUCCUGCCAGAGUCCCAUCUGCCUUUUAUGGGCCCUACUGUGGCCUUGCCAGCUCCCCCCCUCCCCUCUUCUUAGAAAUGGAUUCAGCAGCUGCCCUCAGCUUUAGCACUGCUGGGUAGCUUUGAUCCAGACAGUCCUGGCUGCCCAACCUGCCUUUCAGACCCCUCCAGGCAGGAUUCCCCUGCAGUGAUCCAACAGGAAGCCUAGGCCGGCCAGGCGCACCUGGUGGCUAAAAUGGAGAUGACAGAGCAUUACAUGCCCAGCCAACAAGGCAGCCUGUACCACAAGUUUGCUUUGUGCCAGUGUGCGGGUUUGGGGUGGGGGGAGUGGGGAGAGGGCGUUGCUUGGGUCAGCGUAUGCGUUUGUUAAGACAUUUCUCACAUGCAGCACCCAGGGAAGGCCCUGCUGUCUCCCAGGAGGACCCGCCUGGCACUGUGUGUCUGUCCAGAUUAGGAGACCCCUGCCUCUGUCCCCAAGCCUGCGUGGAGGGCUGUGGCUUGUUGCAAGAUGCAGACAAGGCAUCCCUGUGUCCUGGUGCCCCUGGGGGCUGAGCAGAAGCUGGCAAGAUCCCAGUAAUGCCAGUAUCUUCUCCUAGGAGCGCCCUGAGAAGCAGCAUGGAGCAGCCUCACAGAGAAGGCCAGAGCCCAGGAAGGACCCCUCGGGGCCCAGAGUGCGAUGGGACUCCCAUGGACCAAGAGUGUGGUCUGAAGAGGACCCAUGCAGACCUAGAGUAUAACCUGGGGAGGAUUCUUCUGGGACCAGAUUUUGGGUCAGAGAAGCCUCUUCCAAGUGCUGACCCCGAUCCCCUGCCUUCGCCCCUGUCCCCACCCAUGCUCUCAGACUUGGGGCAGCCCCGGAAGUUGCCCCUGACAGGUACGGAUAAGAAGUACCCCCUGAUGAAGCAGCGUGGGUUCUACUCGGACAUCCUCAGCCCUGGAAGCUUAGAUCAAAUUGGGGAAGUGUGCCGUGGUCCCUGCGUGAGCCAAGACCUCCUGCAACAGGCCGACCUUGACCAGUUUACUCCAAACGUCAGAACCUUUGAGAUUCCUGAGGGCUUUGACGAUUACCUGGAGCAGCAGCAUAUUGGGUCCACCACCCAGAUGCUCACUCAGACUGACUUCCCGCCGCAGGCCUAUGAGCCCAAGGUGCAGGUGCCUUUCCUGGUGCUGCCAGGCCAGUGUCCCCGCAAGAUUGAGAUCGAGAGGAGGAAGCGGCUGUACCUGAGUCUGGACAUCAACCAGUUACUGGCUGAUGAGGGCAUCGACUCCAACAUGCUCAUGCCCAGGCAUCCAGAUCCCCAAAACCCCCAGACCAUCGAGCAGGGCCAUGACCCGCUCUUCCCCGUCUAUCUCCCGCUGAAGGUGUUUGACAAUGAAGAGUUUGAUUGCCGCACUCCCAGCGAGUGGAUCAACAUGGGCUUGGAGCCGGGGUCUCAGGUCAGGAAACCCGUCCCUGGAAAAGCCCUCCUGCCCACUGAUGACAUCCUGGGGCACGAGGACCCCAAGAGUCCGAAGCUCAAGUAUGAAUGGUGCAGUGUCGGCGUCCUGGAUUAUGACAAGGAGAAGAAGCUGUACCUGGUGCACAAGACAGACCAGAACGGCUUGGUGCGAGAUGAGAGCGGGAAGCCCAUCCUGAACGGAGGGGUCACCGCUGAAGGAAGGCCCCCCCUCCUCACAUGCCAGUACUGGGUGCCCCGGAUCCAGCUGCUCUUCUGCGCCGAGGACCCACACGUGUUCACACAGCGCGUGGUCCAGGCCAAUGCCCUGCGCAAGAACACAGAGGCUCUGCUGCUGUACAAUCUGUACGUGGACUGCAUGCCCUCCGAGGGCCACCAGCUCAUCAGUGAGCAGAGCCUGAGCAAGAUCAAGCAGUGGGCCAUGAGCACACCCCGGAUGCGCAAAGGGCCCUCGGUUCUGGAGCACCUCAGCAGCCUCUCCAGAGAGGUGAACCUGGACUAUGAGCGCAGCAUGAACAAAAUCAACUUUGACCAGAUUGUCUCCUCCAAGCCUGACACGUUCUCCUAUGUGACCCUGCCUAAGAAGGAGGAGGAGAAGGUGCCCAGGCAAGGGCUGGUGAGUGUUCCCAACUACCCCUUCCGGGAGCAGAAGGAAGACUUCACCUUUGUGUCCCUGCUUACACGGCCAGAGGUCAUCAUGGCCCUCAGCAAGGUGCGGGCUGAAUGCAACAAGGUGAUGGGCAUGUCCCUGUUCCACUCAAACCUCUCCAAGUACAGCCGCCUGGAGGAGUUCGAGCAGAUUCAGUCCCAGACCUUCUCACAGGUGCAGAUGUUCCUGAAGGACAGCUGGAUCAGCACGCUCAAGGUGGCCAUGCGGAGCAGCCUGCGGGACAUGAGCAAGGGCUGGUACAACCUCUAUGAAACCAGCUGGGAGGUGUACCUCAUGUCGAAACUGCGCAAGCUCAUGGAGCUGCUCAAGUACAUGCUGCAGGACACGCUGCGCUUCCUGGUGCAGGACUCGCUGGCCAGUUUCUCGCAGUUCAUCAGCGACGCCUGCUGCAGCGUGCUGGACUGCCCCGACCACAUGGUCUGGGGUGACGACCUCAUCAACAGCCCCUACAGGCCCCGGAAAAAUCCCCUCUUCAUUGUGGACCUGGUGCUGGAUAGCUCAGGGGUGCACUACAGCACACCACUGGAGAAUUUUGAGACAUCUCUGCUCAACCUCUUUGACAAGGGCAUCCUGUCCACGCAUGCGGUGCCCCAGCUGGAGAAGCUGGUGAUGGAGGACAUCUUUAUCAGCGGCGACCCCCUACUGGAGUCCGUGGGGCUCCACGAGCCACUGGUGGAGGAGCUGCGGGCCAUCAUAGCCAAUGCUGUGCGCAAGGCCAUGAUCCCACUGCAGGCUUACGCUAGGGAGUACCAAAAGUAUUUGGAGCUGAACAACAACGACAUUGCCACCUUCCUCAAAGACUACCAGACGCAUUGCCCGACAGCCUCGGAAGUACGGGAGGUGGUGCUCACCCACCUUCAGGAAAAAGAGAUCCUGGACAACUCGCUGCCCAGCAGUAUCAUCAUUGGGCCCUUCUACAUCAAUGUCGAGAACGUCAAGCAGAGCCUGUCCAAGAAGCGCAAGGCCCUGGCCACUUCCAUGCUGGACAUCCUGGCCAAGAACCUGCACAAGGAGGUGGACAGUAUCUGUGAGGAGUUUCGCAGUAUCAGCCGCAAGAUCUAUGAGAAGCCUAACAGCAUCGAGGAGCUGGCUGAACUUCGCGAGUGGAUGAAGGGCAUCCCUGAUAAGCUGGUGGGGCUAGAGGAGCGGAUUGUGAAGGUCAUGGAUGACUACCAGGUCAUGGACGAAUUCUUUUACAACCUCAGCACAGAGGAUUUCAACGACAAGUGGGCUGCCAGCAACUGGCCUUCUAAGAUCCUUGGGCAGAUAGAGAUGGUACAGCAGCAGCACACAGAAGAUGAGGAGAAGUUCCACAAAAUCCAGAUUAUGGAUCAGAACAACUUCCAGGAGAAGCUGGAAGGGCUGCAGCUGGUGGUGGCUGGCUUCUCCACGCACGUGGAGAUUGCACGAGCGCACGAGAUUGCCAAUGAGGUGCGGCGGGUCAAGAAGCAGCUGAAGGACUGCCAGCAGCUGGCCAUGCUCUACAAUAACCGGGAGCGCAUCUUCGGCUUGCCCGUCACUAAUUACGACAAACUCUCCCGGAUGGUGAAGGAGUUCCAGCCCUACCUGGACCUUUGGACCACGGCCUCUGACUGGCUGCGCUGGUCGGAGAGUUGGAUGAAUGACCCCCUGUCGGCCAUCGAUGCCGAGCAGCUGGAGAAGAACGUCAUCGAGUCCUUCAAGACCAUGCACAAGUGUGUGAAGCAGUUCAAGGACAUACCAGCCUGCCAGGACGUGGCCUUAGACAUCAGGGCCCGCAUCGAGGAGUUCAAGCCCUACAUCCCGCUGAUCCAGGGGCUGCGCAACCCUGGCAUGCGGAACCGCCACUGGGAGGUGCUGUCCAAUGAGAUCAACAUUAACGUCAGGCCCAAGGCCAACCUGACCUUCGCUCGCUGCCUCGAGAUGAACCUGCAGGACCACAUCGAGAGUAUCAGCAAGGUGGCUGAGGUGGCUGGCAAGGAGUACGCCAUUGAGCAGGCACUGGACAAGAUGGAGAAGGAGUGGUCAACCAUCCUGUUCAAUGUGCUGCCGUACAAGGAGACAGACACCUAUAUCCUCAAGAGCCCGGACGAGGCCUCGCAGCUGCUUGACGACCACAUUGUCAUGACGCAGAGCAUGUCUUUCUCGCCCUACAAGAAGCCCUUCGAGCAGCGCAUCAACUCCUGGGAGAACAAGUUGAAGCUGACCCAGGAGGUGCUGGAGGAGUGGCUGAACUGUCAGCGGGCCUGGCUCUACUUGGAGCCCAUCUUCAGCUCGGAGGACAUCAAUCGGCAGUUGCCUGUGGAGAGCAAGCGCUACCAGACGAUGGAGCGGAUCUGGAGGAAGAUCAUGAAGAACGCCUACGAGAACCGUGAGGUAAUCAGUGUGUGCUCUGACCAGAGGCUGCUGGAGAGCCUGCGGGACUGCAACAAGCUGCUGGACAUGGUGCAGAAGGGCCUCAGCGACUACUUGGAGACCAAGCGGGGCGCCUUCCCCAGAUUCUACUUCCUGUCAGACGAUGAACUACUCGAGAUUCUGUCCCAGACAAAGGACCCCACAGCCGUGCAGCCCCACCUGCGCAAGUGCUUCGAGAACAUUGCCCGGCUGCAAUUCCAGAAGGACCUGGAGAUCACACACAUGUUCUCGGCCGAGGGUGAAGAGGUGCAGCUGUCCUUCUCCAUCUACCCGUCCAGCAACGUGGAGGACUGGCUGCGGGAGGUGGAGCGCAGCAUGAGGGCCAGCGUGCGGGACAUCAUCGAGAGAGCCAUCAAGGCCUACCCCACGAUGCCCAGGACCCAGUGGGUUCUAAAGUGGCCUGGCCAGGUGACCAUUGCCGGGUGCCAGACCUACUGGACCAUGGAGGUGGCAGAGGCUCUGAAGGCUGGGAACCUCAGUGACCAGCUGUUCCCCAAGCUGGCCCGGCAGCUCAGUGACCUGGUGGCCCUGGUGCGGGGAAAGCUGUCCCGCAUGCAGCGGGCUGUGCUGUCAGCGCUAAUUGUCAUUGAGGUCCACGCCAAGGAUGUGGUGAGCAAGCUGAUCCAGGAGAACAUAGUCAGCGUGAACGACUUCGAGUGGAUCUCGCAGCUGAGGUACUACUGGACAAAUAACAACCUGUAUAUCCGGGCUGUGAAUGCUGAGUUCACGUACGGCUAUGAGUACCUCGGCAACAGCGGGAGGCUUGUGAUCACGCCCCUGACCGACCGAUGCUACCUGACUCUGACUGGGGCUCUGCACCUCAAGUUUGGGGGAGCCCCAGCUGGCCCGGCUGGCACAGGGAAGACUGAGACUACCAAAGACCUGGGCAAGGCCUUGGCCAUCCAGACUGUGGUGUUCAACUGCUCUGACCAGCUCGACUUCAUGGCCAUGGGCAAGUUCUUCAAGGGCCUGGCCAGUGCCGGGGCCUGGGCUUGCUUCGAUGAGUUCAACCGCAUCGAUAUUGAGGUGCUCUCGGUGGUGGCACAGCAGAUCACCACCAUUCAGAAGGCUCAGCAACAGCGGGUGGAACGCUUCAUGUUUGAAGGCGUCGAGAUCCCACUUGUGCCAUCCUGCGCUGUGUUUAUCACCAUGAACCCAGGCUACGCCGGCCGCACCGAGCUGCCUGAUAACCUGAAGGCGCUCUUCCGACCGGUGGCCAUGAUGGUUCCGGAUUAUGCCAUGAUCGCAGAGAUCUCCCUCUACUCCUUCGGCUUCAGCGAGGCCAAUGUGCUGGCCAAGAAGAUCACAACCACCUUCAAGCUGUCUUCCGAGCAGCUCAGCUCACAGGAUCACUAUGACUUCGGGAUGAGAGCUGUGAAGACUGUGAUCUCGGCCGCGGGGAACCUCAAGCGAGAAAACCCCAGCAUGAGUGAGGAGCUGAUAUGCCUCCGGGCCAUCCGAGACGUGAAUGUACCCAAGUUCCUGCAGGAGGACCUCAAGCUCUUCUCCGGGAUCGUAUUGGACCUGUUCCCCACCGUCAAGGAGGAGGAGACAGACUAUGGCAUCCUGGACAAGGCCAUUCGCCAGGCCUGCGAGAACAGCAACCUUAAGGAUGCGGACGGCUUCCUGACCAAGUGUAUCCAGCUCUAUGAGACCACGGUGGUGCGGCAUGGCCUCAUGCUCGUCGGGCCCACAGGUUCUGGCAAGAGCAAUUGUUACAGAGUCUUGGCAGCUGCCAUGACGUCGCUGAAAGGACAGCCGUCCAUCAGUGGUGGCACGUAUGAGGCCGUCAGUUACUACGUGCUGAACCCCAAGUCCAUCACAAUGGGCCAGCUGUAUGGAGAAUUUGACCUGCUUACCCAUGAGUGGACAGAUGGGAUUUUCCCCUCCCUCAUCCGGGCGGGGGCCAUCGCCUCCAACACCAACAAGAAGUGGUACAUGUUUGACGGGCCGGUGGACGCCGUCUGGAUAGAGAACAUGAACACGGUGCUGGACGACAACAAGAAGCUGUGCCUCAGUUCCGGGGAGAUCAUCAAGCUCACCGAGUCAAUGACCAUGAUGUUCGAGGUGCAGGACCUGGCUGUGGCCUCCCCAGCCACAGUGUCCCGCUGUGGCAUGGUGUACCUGGAACCCAGCAUCCUGGGGCUCAUGCCUUUUGUCGAGUGCUGGCUAAGGAGGCUCCCUGCCUUAUUCAAGCCCUAUGAGGAGCAGUUCAAGUUUCUCUUCAUCCGCUUCCUGGAGGGAUCCAUCACAUUCAUCCGGCACUCAGUAAGGGAGGUGAUCACCUCAACCAACAGCAACUUGACCCUGAGUCUCCUCAAGCUGCUAGACUGCUUCUUCAAGCCCUUCCUGCCAAAAGAGGGCCUCAGGAAGAUACCCCCAGAAAAGCUGAGUCGCAUCCCAGAGCUGAUUGAGCCCUGGUUCAUCUUCUCCCUGAUCUGGAGUGUGGGUGCCACAGGGGACAGCGCCAGCCGCAUCAGCUUCAGCCACUGGCUCAGGAUCAAGAUGAAGAUAGAAAACCUGACCCUGCACUUCCCGGAGGAGGGCCUGGUGUUCGAUUACAGGCUGGAGGAUGCAGGCAUCAGCAGCUCCAAUGACGAUGAGGACGAGGAUGAGGAGGGCAAACAGGUGGCCUGGGUGAAGUGGAUGGACUCCUCGACUCCAUUCACCAUGAUGCCGGAUACCAGCUACUGCAACAUCAUCGUGCCUACCAUGGACACGGUGCAGAUGUCCUACCUGCUGGACAUGCUCCUCAUCAACCACAAGCCCGUGCUGUGCAUCGGGCCGACAGGCACAGGCAAGACCCUCACCAUCUCCGACAAGCUCCUCAAGAACCUGCCGCCAGAGUAUGUCAGCCACUUCCUCACCUUCUCAGCCCGCACUUCGGCCAACCAAACCCAGGACCUCAUCGACAGCAAGCUGGACAAGAGGCGAAAAGGUGUGUAUGGGCCGCCCCUGGGGCGCAACUUUAUCUUCUUCAUUGAUGACCUGAAUAUGCCAGCCUUGGAGACCUAUGGCGCCCAGCCACCAAUCGAGCUGUUGCGCCAGUGGAUGGACCACGGCGGCUGGUAUGACCGCAAGGUCAUUGGAGCCUUCAAGCAGCUGGUGGACAUCAAUUUUGUUUGUGCCAUGGGCCCCCCGGGCGGAGGCAGGAAUGCCAUCACCCCACGGCUGACACGCCACUUCAACUACCUGUCCUUUGCCGAGAUGGACGAGGUCAGCAAGAAGCGCAUCUUCUCCACCAUCCUGGGCAGUUGGAUGGAUGGACUCCUCGGGGAGAGAAGUUACCGGGAUCCUGUGCCUGGGGCCCCCGCCAUCGCCCGCUUCACGAGUCCCCUCGUGGAAGCCACCAUCAUGGUGUACUCCACCAUCACCUCCCAGCUGCUGCCCACCCCGGCCAAGUCCCACUACACCUUCAACCUGAGGGACCUCUCCAAGGUCUUCCAGGGCAUGCUCAUGGCCGACCCAGCUAAGGUCGAGGACAAGGUGCGGCUGCUGCGGCUCUGGUACCACGAGAGCUGCCGCGUGUUCCGCGACCGCCUGGUGAACGAUGAGGACCGCAGCUGGUUCGACAAACUACUGGAGAGCUGCAUGGAGCAGUGGGGGGUGACCUUCGCCGAGGUGUGUCCCUUCCAGCCCAUCCUCUAUGGGGACUUCAUGUCUCCAGGCUCUGACGUCAAGUCCUACGAGCUCAUCACCAGUGAGAAGAAGAUGAUGCAGGUGAUUGAGGAGUACAUGGAAGAUUACAACCAGGUCAACACAGCCAAGCUGAGGCUGGUCCUCUUCAUGGAUGCCAUGAGCCACAUCUGCCGGAUCAGCCGCACGCUGCGCCAGGCACUGGGCAACGCACUCCUGCUGGGUGUGGGUGGAAGUGGCCGCAGCUCCCUCACACGGCUGGCCUCGCACAUGGCCGAAUAUGAAUGCUUCCAGAUUGAGCUGUCCAAGAACUAUGGCAUGGCCGAGUGGCGUGAAGAUGUCAAGAAGAUCUUGCUCAAGGCUGGCCUGCAUAGCCUGCCCAUCACUUUCCUGUUCUCUGACACUCAGAUCAAGAACGAGUCUUUCCUCGAGGACAUCAACAAUGUCUUAAACUCCGGCGACAUUCCCAAUCUCUACAGUGCAGAUGAGCAGGACCAGAUUGUCAACACCAUGCGGCCCUACAUCCAAGAGCAGGGCCUGCAGCCCACCAAAGCCAAUCUUAUGGCUGCCUACACUGGGCGUGUGCGCAGCAAUAUCCACGUGGUUCUGUGUAUGAGCCCCAUCGGAGAGGUCUUCCGAGCUCGCUUGAGGCAGUUCCCCUCCCUUGUCAACUGCUGUACCAUUGACUGGUUUAACGAGUGGCCAGCAGAGGCGCUGGAGUCUGUGGCCACCAUGUUCCUGAAUGAAAUCCCAGACCUGGAAGCCACCUCUGAAGUCAUUAGAGGACUGAUUCAGGUUUGUGUCUACAUCCACCAGUCAGUGUCCAAGAAGUGUACCGAGUACCUAGCUGAGCUGGCCCGUCACAACUACGUGACCCCCAAGAGCUACCUGGAGCUGCUUCAUAUUUUCUCCAUCCUCAUUGGGCAGAAGAAACAGGAGCUGAAAACUGCCAAGAACCGCAUGAAGAGUGGCCUUGACAAGCUGCUUCGUACUUCAGAGGACGUGGCCAAGAUGCAGGAGGAGCUGGAGAUGAUGCGCCCCCUGCUGGAAGAGGCUGCCAAGGACACCGUGCUCACCAUGGAGCAGAUCAAGGUGGACACAGCCAUUGCUCAGGAGACUCGGAAUUCGGUGCAAGCAGAGGAGAUCAAGGCCAAUGAGAAGGCCAGGAAGGCACAAGCUAUUGCUGACGAUGCCCAGAAGGAUCUGGAUGAGGCACUGCCUGCCCUGGACGCGGCCCUGGCCAGCCUGCGCAACCUCAACAAGAAUGACGUGACCGAGGUCCGGGCCAUGCAGCGACCACCCCCAGGUGUGAAGCUGGUCAUAGAGGCUAUGUGCAUCAUGAAGGGCAUCAAGCCCAAGAAGGUGCCUGGAGAGAGGCCCGGCUCCAAGGUGGAUGACUACUGGGAACCCGGAAAGGGGCUGCUGCAGGACCCUGGUCGCUUUCUCGACAGCCUCUUCAAGUUUGACAAGGACAACAUUGGGGAGGCAGUGAUCAAAGCCAUCCAGCCGUACAUUGACAACGAGGAGUUCCAGCCGGCCGCGAUUGCCAAGGUGUCCAAGGCCUGUACCUCCAUCUGCCAGUGGGUGCGCGCCAUGCACAAGUACCACUUCGUGGCCAAGGCAGUGGAGCCCAAGCGGCAAGCCCUGCGGGAGGCCCAGGAUGACCUGGAGGUGACGCAGAGGGUCCUGGAGGAGGCCAAGCAGCGCCUGCAGGAGGUGGAGGAUGGCAUCGCCACGAUGCAGACCAAGUACCGGGAGUGCAUUGCCAAGAAGGAGGAGCUGGAGCUGAAAUGCGAGCAGUGUGAGCAGCGGCUGGGCCGCGCCGACAAGGUGGGCUCACGGCGGGGGCAGGGAGGGCCUGUGGGCUGCGAGGGUCUGGGGGGGGUGUGGGCGGGGCCUGCACCCCUUCCCCAGCCCCUGGCCUGGUCACCCUCAGCCCACCCCCCGGGGCCACCUCUGCAGCUCAUCAACGGGCUGUCGGAUGAGAAGGUGCGCUGGCAGGAAACUGUGGAGAACCUGGAGCAUAUGCUUGGCAACAUCUCCGGGGACGUGCUGGUGGCUGCUGGCUUUGUGGCCUACCUGGGCCCCUUCACGGGCCAGUACCGCACCAUGCUCUAUGACCACUGGGUCAAGCAGCUCACGAGACACAACGUGCCGCACACGUCUGAGCCCACGCUCAUCGGGACGCUGGGAAACCCUGUGAAGAUCCGCUCGUGGCAGAUUGCUGGCCUCCCCAACGACACGCUGUCAGUGGAGAAUGGGGUCAUCACCCAGUUCUCCCAACGCUGGACUCACUUCAUCGACCCGCAGGGCCAGGCCAACAAAUGGAUCAAGAACAUGGAGAAGGACAAUGGGCUGGAUGUGUUCAAGCUGAGCGACCGAGACUUCCUGCGUAGCAUGGAAAAUGCCAUCCGCUUUGGCAAGCCCUGCCUUCUGGAGAAUGUAGGCGAGGAGCUGGACCCGGCCCUGGAGCCGGUGCUGCUCAAGCAGACAUACAAGCAGCAGGGGAACACAGUGCUGAAGCUGGGGGACACGGUGAUCCCCUACCAUGAAGACUUCCGGAUGUAUAUCACCACUAAGCUGCCCAACCCACACUACACACCGGAGAUCUCCACCAAAGUCACCCUCAUCAACUUCACCCUGUCGCCCAGUGGCCUAGAGGACCAGCUGCUGGGCCAGGUGGUGGCUGAGGAGCGGCCAGACCUGGAAGAAGCUAAGAACCAGCUGAUUGUCAGUAAUGCCAAGAUGCGCCAGGAGCUGAAGGACAUCGAAGACCAGAUUCUGUACAGGCUCAGCUCCUCCGAGGGCAACCCUGUGGAUGACAUGGAGCUCAUCAAGGUGCUAGAAGCUUCCAAGAUGAAAGCUGCUGAGAUCCAGGCCAAAGUCAGGAUCGCGGAGCAGACGGAGAAGGACAUUGACCUCACACGCAUGGAGUACAUCCCCGUGGCUGUCCGCACGCAGAUCCUUUUCUUUUGUGUAUCUGACCUGGCCAACGUGGACCCCAUGUACCAGUACUCCCUGGAGUGGUUUCUCAACAUCUUCCUCUCUGGCAUCGCCAACUCGGAGAGAGCAGACAACCUGAAAAAACGUAUCGCCAACAUCAACCGCCACCUGACCUACAACCUGUACAGCAAUGUCUGCCGCAGCCUCUUUGAGAAGCACAAGCUGAUGUUUGCCUUCCUGCUGUGUGUCCGCAUCAUGAUGAAUGAGGGCAAGAUCGACCAGGCUGAGUGGCGCUACCUCCUGUCUGGAGGCUCCAUCCAGGUCAUGACUGAGAACCCGGCACCUGACUGGCUGUCAGACCGGGCCUGGCGAGAUAUCCUGGCACUCUCUAAUCUGCCAGCCUUCUCCUCUUUUGCUGAUGACUUCCCAAAGCACCUCUCAGAGUUCCAAUCCAUUUUUGACAGCCUUGAGCCCCACAGGGAACCCUUGCCUGGCAUCUGGAAUGAGUACCUGGACCAGUUUCAGAAGCUGCUGGUUCUCCGCUGCUUGCGUGGGGACAAGGUCACCAACGCCAUGCAGGAUUUCGUGGCUACCAACCUGGAGCCACGCUUCAUUGAGCCCCAGGCAACCAACCUGUCAGUGGUGUUCAAAGACUCCAGCUCCACCACACCCCUCAUCUUCGUGCUGUCGCCUGGCACCGAUCCCGCUGCUGACCUCUACAAGUUUGCCGAAGAGAUGAAGUUCUCCAAGAAGCUCUCUGCCAUCUCCCUGGGCCAGGGCCAGGGCCCUCGGGCAGAAGCCAUGAUGCGCAGUUCCAUAGAGAGGGGCAAGUGGGUCUUCUUCCAGAACUGCCACCUGGCACCAAGCUGGAUGCCGGCCCUGGAGCGCCUCAUCGACCACAUCAACCCCGAUAAGGUGCACCGGGACUUCCGCCUGUGGCUCACCAGCUUGCCCAGCAACAAGUUUCCAGUGUCCAUCCUGCAGAAUGGCUCCAAGAUGACCAUUGAGCCACCCCGAGGCGUCAAGGCCAACCUGCUCAAGUCUUACAGCAGCCUGAGCGACGACUUCCUCAACUCCUGCCACAAGGUGAUGGAGUUCAAGUCCCUGCUGCUGUCUCUGUGCCUGUUCCAUGGGAACGCACUGGAGCGCCGCAAGUUUGGGCCCCUGGGCUUCAACAUCCCCUACGAGUUCACGGACGGGGACCUGCGCAUCUGUAUCAGCCAGCUCAAGAUGUUCCUGGAUGAGUACGACGACAUCCCCUACAAGGUCCUGAAGUACACGGCUGGGGAGAUCAACUAUGGGGGCCGCGUCACUGACGACUGGGACCGCCGCUGUGUCAUGAACAUCCUGGAAGACUAUUACAGCCCCUCCGUGCUCUUCCACGAUCACAGCUACAGCGCCUCCGGCAUCUACCACCAGAUCCAGCCCACCUAUGACCUCAAUGGCUACCUCUCCUACAUCAAAGGCCUCCCUCUCAAUGACAUGCCUGAGAUCUUUGGCCUGCACGACAAUGCCAACAUCACCUUCGCCCAGAAUGAGACUUGUGCCCUGCUUGGUGCCAUCAUCCAGCUGCAACCCAGAUCAUCCUCCAUGGGAGGCCAGGGCCGGGAGGAGAUAGUGGAGGAUAUGGCCCACAGUAUUCUGCUCCAGACUCCUGAGCCCAUCAGCUUGCAGCUGGUAAUGGCCAAGUACCCCGUGCUGUAUGAGGAGUCAAUGAACACGGUGCUAGUCCAGGAGGUCAUUCGAUACAACCGGCUGCUGCAGGUGAUCACAGAGACGCUUCGAGACCUGCUCAAGGCACUCAAGGGGCUGGUGGUGAUGUCCUCACAGCUGGAGCUGAUGGCUACCAGCCUGUACAACAACACUGUGCCCGAGCUCUGGAAGGCUAAGGCCUACCCAUCGCUCAAGCCACUGUCCUCGUGGGUCAUGGACCUGAUGCAGCGCCUGGACUUCCUGCAGGCCUGGAUCCAAGGCGGCAUCCCAGCUGUCUUCUGGAUCAGUGGCUUCUUCUUCCCCCAGGCCUUCCUGACGGGCACGCUGCAGAACUUUGCUCGCAAAUCUGUCAUCUCCAUUGACACCAUCUCGUUUGAUUUCCAGGUACUGCAGCAGUCCGUGUCAGAGCUCAAGAAAAGACCCAGUGAGGGGUGCUACAUCCAUGGACUGUUCCUGGAAGGUGCCCGCUGGGACCCUGUGGCCUUCCAGCUGGCUGAGUCUCGGCCCAAGGAGCUAUACACAGAGAUGGCUGUUAUCUGGCUUCUGCCAACGCACAACCGCAAGAUCCAGAACCAGGACUUCUACCUGUGCCCCAUCUACAAGACACUGACCCGAGCAGGAACACUAUCGACCACAGGCCACUCCACCAACUACAUCAUUGCUGUGGAGCUCCCCUCCCAUCAGCCCCAGCGACACUGGAUAAAGCGUGGUGUGGCGCUCAUCUGUGCUCUGGACUACUAGACUCAGGAAGAAGAGUUGGGGCCAUUAAAUACGUUUUCUAAGCA
Molecule: messenger RNA, 15970 nt
Organism: Mustela lutreola (European mink)
Lineage: Eukaryota; Metazoa; Chordata; Mammalia; Carnivora; Mustelidae
Gene: DNAH1
Product: dynein axonemal heavy chain 1
Exons: 76
Coding region: 2949-15926 (4325 amino acids)
Biological process (GO): microtubule-based movement
Cellular component (GO): dynein complex
Molecular function (GO): dynein intermediate chain binding; minus-end-directed microtubule motor activity; ATP binding
Source: RefSeq, a predicted model, not a curated record